CCAGCUGGAGUCGGCAGCUACGCCUCGUCUGCGAGAAACUAAAUCGCAGGCAGAAGAAGCUCAAGUGCAUGGAAAAGUCUAAAAUCAUGCUCACGGAGCAGAAUAUUCACCUCUCCGACCUCCGGAAUAGGCAUCGUGAGAAUGAGUUCUUGAUGGAACGUGAAAUUUCCCAACUAAUAGGCUCUAUAAAGGUGUAUCAAGAUCAUAUUAGCAACAACAGACGACCAGAACAAUCAACUGAACUGAAUGGAUACUACUGUAUAGAUCCCUCUCUCCAAAAUCAGCAGACGCAGGAGAAUUUUCAGUUGCAUGGAACCAACUUUCGACCACUUUAUAGCCACCUUGCCAGGCAGCAGCAGCAGCAGUAUGUGCAUCGGCAUUACAUUAGCAAUCAAAUUUCGUUAUAGUAGGUGGAGCAGAUACCAUACAAUAUAAAAUGGAUCAAUCAG
Drosophila miranda is the source of this 449-nucleotide messenger RNA. RefSeq lists its product as uncharacterized. The transcript has 3 exons. NCBI's taxonomy places the organism in Eukaryota, Metazoa, Arthropoda, Insecta, Diptera, Drosophilidae. The coding region runs from base 69 to 407 and encodes 112 amino acids. The record is from RefSeq and is a predicted model, not a curated record.